Molecule: messenger RNA, 2155 nt
Organism: Penicillium subrubescens
Lineage: Eukaryota; Fungi; Ascomycota; Eurotiomycetes; Eurotiales; Aspergillaceae
Gene: erg5
Product: C-22 sterol desaturase erg5
Exons: 4
Coding region: 134-1720 (528 amino acids)
Biological process (GO): sterol metabolic process
Molecular function (GO): heme binding; oxidoreductase activity, acting on paired donors, with incorporation or reduction of molecular oxygen; iron ion binding
Source: RefSeq, a predicted model, not a curated record
CUUCUUCCCCCUCUCCACCUCUCUCAGCAAUUGUUCACCCUCAUUUUCAGUCACUGGUAAUUUGUUGGUUUUGGACUUAGAGGAGCAGAUCACAAAAUUGACAAGAAAGGUCCUCCUCGUGUGACUCGACAAAAUGACUGGGAGCUUUGUCUCGCCGUCCGCAGAUGCGACAAUCUCGCCGCAACUUUUCGCGCCGGCCGGCCUCGUCGCCUCGAUUCUCGAUGGCUUCACCGUCUGGAAGCUGAUCCUGACGCUGUUCGUUGGAGCCGUCAUUUACGAUCAGUUCAAGUACCACUAUCUCAAGGGCAACAUCGUUGGUCCUGCCUACAAGAUCCCGUUCAUGGGCCCCUUCCUCCAGUCUGUCAAUCCCAAGUUCACCGAAUACAAGGCGAAAUGGGACAGUGGCGAGUUGAGCUGUGUCUCUGUCUUCCACAAGUUCGUUGUGAUCGCUUCCACCCGUGACAUGUCCCGCAAGAUCUUCAACUCUCCCGGUUACGUCAAGCCCUGUGUCGUGGAUGCCGCGCACAAGCUGCUCGGCAAGUCCAACUGGGUCUUCCUGGAUGGCAAGGAGCACGUCGAAUACCGCAAGGGUCUCAAUGGCCUGUUCACCCGCCAGGCCCUGUCCUCCUACCUGCCCCGUGCCGAGGAGGUCUUCGACGAGUACUUCAAGCGCUUCUUGGCCAAGUCCGCCGCUACCAAGCACACCCCGACUCCCUGGAUGCCCGACUUCCGUGAGCUGAUGACUGCUCUCUCGUGCCGUACCUUUGUCGGUUACUACAUGUCCGACGAGGCCGUCCAGAAGGUUGCCGAUGACUAUUACCUGAUCACCGCCGCCCUCGAGCUGGUCAACUUCCCCAUCAUCCUGCCCUUCACCAAGACCUGGUACGGCAAGAAGGCCGCCGACAUGGUUCUUGAGGAGUUUUCCAAGUGUACCGCCAAGUCCAAGGCUCGCAUGGCUGCCGGUGGUGAGGUUACCUGUAUCAUGGACGCCUGGGUCAAGGCCCAGCAGGACUCUGCCAAGUACCGUGAGAAGAUCGCCCAGGGAAUCCAGGUUGACCCCUCCGAGAAGCCUCCUCAGGUUCUGCGUGACUUCUCCGACUUUGAGAUUGCCCAGACUGUCUUCACCUUCUUGUUCGCCUCCCAGGAUGCCACUAGCGCCGCCUCUACCUGGCUGUUCCAGCUGAUGGCCGACCGUCCUGAAAUUCUCGACAAGGUCCGUGAGGAGAACUUGGCUGUCCGCAACGGUGACCCCUCCGUCCCCAUCUCCAUGGAACUCCUCGAGCAGUUGACAUACACCCGCGCGGUCGUCAAGGAGACCCUCCGCUACCGCCCUCCCGUCAUCAUGGUCCCCUACCUGGUCAAGAAGGACUUCCCCAUCACCGACAAGAUCACUGUCUCCAAGGGCUCCAUGAUCAUUCCCUCGGUCUGGCCCGCCACUCACGACGAGGAGGCCUACCCCAACGCCGACUCCUUCGAGCCCGAGCGCUGGAUCACCGGUGAUGCCGAGCAGCAGACCAAGAACUGGCUGGUCUUCGGCACUGGUCCCCACUACUGCCUGGGUCAGACCUAUGCCCAGCUGUCCCUGAUGGCCAUGAUCGGCAAGGCCAGUAUGGAGAUGGACUGGGAGCACACUGCCACCCCUCUGUCUGAGGACAUUAAGGUGUUUGCCACCAUCUUCCCCCAGGAUGACUGCCUGCUCACCUUCCGCCCCCGCGCAUAAAUGAUUGACGAGCCUUUUAAAAGCACCACGCUGGAAAGACCCGGCCCCAAACUCCAGAUAGAACGAGCUCGGUGACGCAUUUAGCACGGCCUUUCUGUCCUGGAGAUGGAGGGGCCUUUCUUUUCCACCUUUCAUUUCUCGCCUCCACUUGGCACGCAUGGUCAACAGUCCUCUUGGCGGACUGUGAACAAACGUUACCGUGAUUGCCCAAGGCAUUUGGUCGUCACAGCUGGGGAGUGCUUUCCUAGAGAUUACCCACCUAAUACCCCUUUUGUGUAUAAAGCGGCGUGUAUAAAGCGGCCCAUGUGGGAUCGCUGCCGUUGUGCAUUUCUUUUCCGGGUUGUCUCUGUUUCGUGUUUCUUCCUCAUUGUGGACCACCUUAGAGAGCCAUUCAUAGAAUAAUUUUAAUCUUGUUUUCUCUUAUCCAUUCGAUCC